GUUGAAUUCGUGUUGGUUCUGCAUUCACUGCGUGAACACGUGUUUACUUGCGGGAACGUCAAGUUUACGCCACUCAGCCACUUCGCCUCCUUUAAGUCGCUGCGUUGACCUGUCUUCCCCAAAAGGUAGACACGUUCGUUAAACCACGGGCUCCGAUCUUUCUUGCUGUGUCCUUGCCGAUUUCGACCAAAAAAACAACUUCGAACUGGCCACAAUGAGUUCCCCAAUGACUCAACCAGGAUCACCAGGCAUGUUGCGUCGUUCUAUGAGCGGAAGUUCAGGAUUAAACAACUUGGCAAAGUCAUCAAGUUUCAUCCGUCGGAAUAACGAUCGUGAUGGAAUGGGUAACAACGUUGGAGUCAGCCCAGGUGGCAGCAACGCAGCUUAUCGCGCUUCCUUAGUCUCACACUACGCUGAAGAUUUGGAUAGACGUCGUCGCGCUGAACGAGCCGUUGAAGAUAUUCGUACUGAUGGAAUGACUUCUGAAAAUCUGAAGAUUGAUUCGGUUGAGUUGUAUUCUCGAGACAAUGCCCGUGAACAUCGCACUGACCGCUAUGAAUUGGUUCGGGACACUGGCAGGGACAUUGGUUCAUCUUCUUCCAUGGCUAUGUCUAUGUCGAUGACUAACAUGUCAUCCUUGUCGUCGAUGGACUAUCGUUCACCUUCGUCUUCUUUUUCGACGACCGUUCUUCGUCGUGGUCAGCCAUUUUUCAUGGCCGUCCGCAUGAAGGAUCGCAACUUUGAUCCUCGUCGCGAUAUUCUGCGCGCUUCCUUCAGCUUCGGUCCCAACCCUCAGGUGACCAAGGGAACCAAAGUUGUCUUGCCUUUCCGUGUGACUCAGCGGGACUUUAGCCGUGCCCCACAAAAAUGGGACAUGCGUCUGCAUCAACAGGAGGGUUUUAACAUCACCUUCCAGGUCCAUAUUCCUGCCAACGCUCUAGUCGGACUUUGGCGUGUCAACAUCGAAACCACCACGACAACACCUGGAGCACGCGUUGAUGAAUUCCGCUUCAAGGAUGAUAUCUACAUCUUGUUUAACCCCUUCUGCAGAGACGACCCAGUUUACUUGGACAGUGAGGAUUUACGUCGUGAAUACCUAAUGAACGAAACAGGAAAGGUGUUCGUGGGUACACAUCAUCGCCCCAAAGGUCGUCGUUGGGUCUACGGACAGUUCUCCGAUGUAGCAUUGCCAGCUGCCCAGCUUUUAUUGGAACAGUCCGGCUUGAAUCCCACUGAAAGAGGAAACCCUGUCCAAGUUGUCCGUGCCAUCGCCUCCAUCAUCAACGCCAAUGAUGGAUUUGGUUUGUUGGAAGGCAAAUGGGAGGGCUCCUUUGAAGAUGGAGUGUGCCCAUGGGUAUGGACUGGAAGCUCAAAAAUUUUCGAGCAUUACCUACGAAACGGAUCGAAGCCAGUAAAAUACGGACAAUGUUGGGUGUUCGCUGCUGUAGCUACUUCCAUCUUCCGUGCCUUGGGUAUUCCUUCUCGCCCCGUGACCAAUUUCGUCUCCGCACGUGAUACCAACCACACCCUGUCGAUCGACAAGUACUUCGAUGUAUUUGGAGAUGAAAUGAAAGGUGGACCAGAUGGGGAUAACCAAGAUGCCUUGUGGAACUUCCAUGCCUGGACUGAAGUAUGGAUGUCACGACCGGAUCUGCAAGCCGGUUUCAAUGGCUGGCAGGCUAUCGACCCAACCCCUCCUCCUCAGUUCUGGCAGAACAACUCCGGGGGUAAGUUUUCUAUCAAUUUAAAUAAAUUUUCCCAAGAGAUUAACCAAAACACUUUGUGGUUUUCAGAUCAAAAGAGCCGCGGACCGUGGGCUGUUGAAGCUUUCCGCCGAGGUCCCUCAUCCGUUGAAUCCGUACGCCGAGGUGAAGUGGGAUUCGCAUACGACACCCCAUAUCUCUUCGCCGAAGUCAAUGCUGAAGUCAGCCACUUCCAAGAGGACGAGACUUCUCACUGGGGAUUCAGGAAGAUUCGUGUCAACAAUUACCAUGUUGGCCGCAUGAUCCUAACUAAGCGACCAGGCGCGGACGAUGAUGUCAGUGAUGCCGACGCAGAAGAUAUCACGAGCCUUUACAAGAACCCCGAUGGCAUGUCCCGCUAUCAAAAGCAAGGCGACGGAUGUUUCAACUCCCACUUCAACCAAGGAAUGUCAUCGCCAUAUUUGGAGAGGAGAGACAGAGAAAGGGAUAGGGAUAUGAUUCAUUACCCUGGCACAGUCCGUCGCCUUAGUAUUGCCGAUGUCGCUCGCAAACCAUGGUAUGAUGAAUCUCGCCAUUCAGUUGAUCCAGGAUCGGCGGCUGAACGUGUUUCAUCAAUGAACGCUGCCAGAAGCGUUGAGCGAUCGCAGCCAAUGUUUGACUCUCGCCCAGUUAACGAGGAUGUUUUCUUCGAUUUGAUCGAGCAAGACAAAGUUGCUUGGGGACAGCCAUUCAAUCUACAAGUUCACAUUCAGAACCGUUCCCAAGAAAUGCGAACCAUCACAGCCAACCUUUCUGCCAACUCUGUCUAUUACACCGGAGUUACUGCUCGUCGUCUUGGUCGCAAUGAUCGCCAGUUUGUCCUUCAACCAGGAGGCCGAGAAACUUUGCAAAUUCGCGUCAGCUGGGACGAGUACCGAGACAAGAUUGUUGACUAUGGUCACAUUAAAAUCUAUGCUAUGGCUACCGUACAGGAAACCAAACAGUCAUGGAGCGAGGAAGAUGACUUCCAGUUGGAGAAACCCAAGCUGGACAUUCAGAUCCGUGGAAACCCCCAAGUAGGUCAGGACUGCUUCGUAACAUUCAGCUUCAUGAACCCAGUAUCAGUUAGUCUGACUGAGUGCGAGUUCACGUUUGAAGGCCCUGGACUGGUUCGUCCUCAGACUCUCAAAUAUCGUGAUGUGAAACCGGGAGAGAUGAUCAGCUACGUCCAGAAAUUCAUCCCACGAUUCAGUGGCGAACGUAAGCUUGUUGCCACCUUCAACUCCCGCGAAUUAGGUGACAUUAUUGGCUCACGCCCAAUUCACGUUCGGGACUGAAACUCUUUAUCCGAACAAUGACAUUACUUUCAUGCUACGACCUGGACCUUGCAACCGACUUGCCCAUGGAAAGUGAAAGCAAAUUACUUAACAUAGCUGUGUGCCCAACUACACUUCCCUAAUCCUAUUUCAUUUAUUGUAUUCUCUCGACUAACAUUUUUAGUAAUUAUUGUAUUCAACUAACCACUGUUUCCUUCUAUGCUAAUGGUGAAGGCUUUGUUCUUACUGUUAUUCUCUUUUUAAGGUGAUGGUUUAGACAGCCAGAAUAAAUUUCAUCAAGCAACCAU
Messenger RNA from Daphnia carinata, 3306 nucleotides. Its product is annotated as hemocyte protein-glutamine gamma-glutamyltransferase-like. Gene Ontology annotation, molecular function: protein-glutamine gamma-glutamyltransferase activity. Gene Ontology annotation, biological process: peptide cross-linking. The coding region runs from base 215 to 3019 and encodes 934 amino acids. The transcript is spliced from 18 exons. Lineage: Eukaryota; Metazoa; Arthropoda; Branchiopoda; Diplostraca; Daphniidae. The record is from RefSeq and is a predicted model, not a curated record.